GGGUGGCCCCAGCUUUGUGAUUGGAGGAUGUGUGUCCCCAAUGGCCAAGCUGUCUUCAGUUUGGAAGACUGUUGUUUCUUGGGAAUUUCACUGUCAGUUAUUAUGGGAGCAGAUCAAGAGGAAUACCAAGGAAGAGGCAGGGGCAGCAGGAGACUCCAGGACCAAGCCAUGGUGGUCCUCAGAUGUUGAUGACCAUCAUCUGGGGAACACUGGAUAGCAAGCUCUUGAGAUCGUCACCUCUGCUUUGCGCAACAUGCAGCCUGAGGGCCUCGAGGGUCCCCACGUGCUCUGCCCGUGGCCUCUGCUGCGUUCGUUUUUUCUGCCCCUGCUGCUGCUGCUGCUGCCACCAAACCCUGUAACCGGCACUGAGAUCACUCCCGGUACCACCGACACCCCGACCGCUCUAGACGCCCCCAACUCUGGGACCACGCCAGUCACCCCCAGCAUCCCAGGCCUGCGAGAGCGCGCGCUGGCCCUAAUGCGGGACUUCCCGCUGGUGGACGGCCACAACGAUCUGCCCCUGAUCCUGAGGCAGUUUCACAAGAAUGGACUAAAGGAUGUCAACCUCCACAAUUUCAGUGAUGGCCAGACCAGCCUGGACAGGCUUAGAGAUGGCCUCGUGGGUGCUCAGUUCUGGUCAGCCUACGUUCCAUGCCAGACCCAAGACCAGGAUGCUGUGCGUCUCACACUGGAGCAGAUUGACCUCAUUCAUCGCAUGUGUGCUUCCUAUUCUGAGUUGGAGCUUGUGACCUCUGUGAAAGCUCUGAACAGCACCAAGAAAUUGGCCUGCCUCAUUGGUGUGGAGGGUGGCCACUCACUGGACAACAGCCUCUCCAUCUUGCGUACUUUCUAUGUGCUGGGAGUACGCUACCUGACGCUCACCCACACCUGCAACACACCCUGGGCAGAGAGCUCGUCUAAGGAUAUCCACUUCUUCUACAGCAAUGUCAGUGGUCUAACCAGCUUUGGUGAGAAGGUGAUAGCAGAAAUGAAUCGCUUGGGCAUGAUGGUAGACUUGUCUCAUGUCUCUGACGCUGUGGCCCGGAAGGUUCUGGAAUUGUCACGGGCACCUGUUAUAUUCUCGCACUCUGCUGCCAGGAGUGUGUGCAAGAGUGAUCGGAAUGUUCCUGAUGAUAUCCUGCAGCUUCUGAAGAAGAAUGGUGGCAUUGUGAUGGUGACCUUUUCUAUAGGCGUGCUACAGUGCAACCUGUUAGCCAACGUGUCCACUGUAGCAGAUCACUUUGACCACAUCAAGGCAGUCAUUGGAUCCAAGUUCAUUGGGAUUGGUGGAGACUAUGAUGGUGCCAGCCAAUUCCCUCAGGGGCUGGAGGAUGUGUCUACAUACCCACUGCUGAUAGAGGAAUUGCUGAAUCGGGGCUGGAGUGACGAAGAGCUUCAAGGUGUCCUUCGAGGAAAUCUGCUACGGGUCUUUGGAGAAGUAGAACAGGUACGGGAGGAAAGCAAGUGGCAAAGCCCCCUGGAGGACAGUAUCCCAGAUGAGCAGGUGGGCAGCCCAUGCCGAUCCAUCCUCUCAAGACUGCGUCAGAAACAAUAUUUGGCUCCAGACCAGAAACUAACCAAGAUCCCCACACGUCAAACAUCCAGAUUAUCACGCAAGUGGUCACUCUCAAAAUCUUCCUCCUACAAGGUCCCAGGUCUCACAGUUGUUGCCGCCUUCCCAGUCCUCAUUCUAUGGCUCUAGUGACCCAGUUAGUCCUGCCAGAUUUUACUCUGGCAGCUUGGAUACCCCGGAGCACCCCCACUUUGGGAAGGCACAAACAUUUCCUGGAAAUAAAUGUUUUGGAAAUGGAA
Marmota flaviventris (yellow-bellied marmot) is the source of this 1812-nucleotide messenger RNA. Its product is annotated as dipeptidase 2-like. Gene Ontology annotation, biological process: proteolysis. The record is from RefSeq and is a predicted model, not a curated record. Gene Ontology annotation, molecular function: metallodipeptidase activity. NCBI's taxonomy places the organism in Eukaryota, Metazoa, Chordata, Mammalia, Rodentia, Sciuridae.